GUUGAUAUCAGCAGUAGGCCUACUAGCUUCAGGAGACAGAUAACAGAUGUGCAGAGUUCAGUUUCCUCAGUCAGGACCUGUUUUAUACAGUCUAUGGGAAGGACAUGCAUGAACACAGAGCUGAGCAGAAGUGAACAAAAUCCGGAGCUACACUGAAUCCGAGGCGGGGCGUUGAGUGUCGACAGCAGUUUUUCCCCGUGUGCUCUCUGGCUCAAAUAUUCUCGCCAACACGCCUCAAGCAUGACAAUAAACUGGUUUAGCUGGGUGACGGGGGGAAAACCACUGGUACGCAGAACUUUCGACAAGUCCCACCUGGAUUGAAAGCGCGACGCAGAUGUGAAGAAAAAACAUGGUGAAGAAGGCAAGAUGACUGGUUUAAAGUUUAACCGACAAAGAUCCUGACGAGUAUAUCAGCGGAGACUACAGUAUGGCGCGUCGCUCUCAGUGUUCCUCUGCUGGGGAUAACCCCUUGGACCCUAACUACCUCCCUCCUCACUAUCGGGAAGAGUACCGCCUGGCGAUUGACGCACUGAUUGAGGAGGACUUGGAGGGAUACUAUCAGUUCCUUGAAAAGGCAGAUGUGGUGGACUUCCUGUCCUCACUUGAGAUUCAGUAUAUUCAGAGCUCUGUUCAGGUCCCUCAGCAGAGCAGCCACCCUGAACAACAUUUUCUGGAGACUGGGGUAGAUGGCUCCUCAGACACUUACUGGCCAAUUCACUCUGACCUGGACGCCCCAGGUUUGGACCUUGGCUGGCCUCAGCUGCAUCACUUCAUUGGGCCGACAGAGGUCACCACUCUGGUCAACCCCCCUGAGCCUGACAUGCCGAGUAUCAAGGAGCAGGCCAGACGACUUAUCAAGAAUGCUCAGCAGGUGAUUGCUAUAGUGAUGGACGUGUUUACUGAUGUUGACAUGUUUGCGGAUAUUCUCAAUGCUGCCAUGAGGAAUGUUGCCGUCUACAUUCUUCUAGAUAAGCACAAUGUACAUCACUUCGUGAACAUGGUGUCCAACUGCAGGGUCGAUCUCCAGAGCAUUCAAUUUUUACGUGUAAGAACAGUGUCUGGCAUCACGUAUCAGUGCCGCUCAGGGAAGUCCUUCAAUGGUCAGAUGAUGGAUCGCUUCUUGUUGACAGACUGCAGGGCCGUGCUAAGCGGAAACUACAGCUUCAUGUGGUCGUUUGAGAAGCUCCACCGCUGUAUGGCCCACCUUUUCCUUGGACAACUUGUAUCGACCUUUGAUGAAGAGUUCCGUAUUCUGUUUGCUCAGUCCCAACCACUGGUGAUUGAAAAUGCUCCAGUGGAAGAUUUCAGCCUUUUACCACAGAGGCAAUACCCAGGUGAAAUAACUUCUCUGUACAGAGAGCCAAGGACAUUCCCAUCAGUGGACGCUGCUCAUACAGAGGAAUGGGCGAUCCCUUCCUAUGACGAACGUAUGGAUAUGGAUUGGAGAAUGAAGCCCCUUAAAAGGCAGGAAUUCUUGCGCGGCCCUGCAGAUAUGUACAACAGGUUUCCAUCCCAGCAAUCACGCAUGGAUCCGGCUUUUGAUCAGGGCACCCCCAGGAUGAUGGAAAAUCCCGCCUUCAAACGUCACAGUUAUGCUGAAGGUCUUCAUGGUAGAUACCCUUACUCAUUCCUGCAGCAACAGGGAUUGCCAGAGCCUGAGAACCAGGGAAGGCAGAUUCAAAGGGGGAAGCAACCAUAUCCAGGACCAGGAGUAGAACCAGAUUACAGUGGCUAUGACAAGUUCUGGAACCAAGACUAUCAUUCAGCAGAUCAGUAUUCAGACCCUGGUUUAACACAAGAGAUGGAACCACCUGAUAGCUUUGACCCUGUGCUCAACUAUUUAUCAUCUACCAGAAAUGUAGGCUUUGACCAGGGACCAGAGAAAUUACUACCUGUAGCAGAUGUACCGUUUAGUUCCUCUCACCCUAGAAGGUUGCGUGUAGGCCAGCCAUAUGCCUGCCAAACAUCUCCCACCCCCUCAAAUCCAACUGAUCAGAAGCAUUUUUUCCAGGAGCCUAACACUGACCGCAAGGAUCCUAUGGUGAAACAGGGGCUAAGAAACUGGAGGAUUAGCUCAUACCUCAGUGCAUGUGAUAAUCCAGGAGAUGAAGACCUGCCAUUGGCGGUACCUAAUGCACCAGAUCCUUUUGAAGAGCCCUCUAACCACAUACAGCAAACAGCACCUGGCAUGUAUUCAUCAGUCCCUAAAAUCCCUAAUGUCAGAGAGUUUAAGGUUCCUGCAAAACCCAGGGCAAGUCAGAUGCCAAGUUAUGCCAAAAUGACUGCACAAGAACAGACUAGGAAAUUGACUAAUGAACCUACUGCAGUGGCAACACCUUCAGAAUCCACGACUGAAGAGGAAAAGGCAGAGGAGGGUGAAGGGGAAAAGGCAGAGGAGGCUGAGCAAAAGGAGCCAAAAACUUCUGGUCUUCAAAGAGAGGAGUCGUUCCGUAGAAAAUACAAUGCAGCAUUACCGAGGAGCUCUAGAUUAAGGUCCUCUCUGAUAUUCAGCUCUCUGGAGCAGCUGCAAACGUCUAAAGAUACCAAAACUGUUUCAGACCAGCAGGAUCAGGAUAGUGACAAAAAUGAGGCAGAACAGACAAAACUGCCUUUUGCACAUGUUUUGGGACAAAGGAGGUCUGCUGCAAGGGAACCUUUUGAAUGGAGCCGUUACAUAAAGCCAGCUAGCUUUGAUAACUCUGCCACUGACUCAUCCAAACCAGCUGAUGGAAACAGUAAAGCAGAUGAUAAAGAUUCAUCAAAGGAUCUGAAUUCAGUGGAUCUUGCAGAAAACCGUGAAGUACAAGAGUCUUUAAAACUGCCAGAUGUAGAGCAAGCAAAUUCUUCACCAUCAGUGCCCCGAUCCAAGCAUUCUGAAGCUGAGCUGCCCAAAACUGAUCCACCAGCACAACCACCCAGAUAUUUGCUCACCAGUCCAUUAGAUAUGAGUGAUCCUGAUAAGAGGCUCAUGUUUUUCAAAGAGUUAGCAGCAAAACGCAAAUCCGCUAAGGCUGCAGAAGCUCAAAAGAGCAAAGAGAAGGCACCAAUGAAACCGCCAACUGAACUAAAACACAAUACCACUCUUAAAAAGGAGGAAUCUGUACCAAAAGAAACCUCAGAACUGAUGGCUGAUACGUCAACAGCCAAAGGUUUAUCAGAAAAAAAUGAUAUUGCAGAGGAUGCAGGGAAAGCGGUAUCUACAGAAACAUGCCAGUCAGUCAGUCUACCUUUACAUGGCAGUGAUAAGACUAACAAGGAGGACAGUCAGGUCAAGAAUGAUCCCAAUGCCUCCCAAAGCUGUAAAAAAGAACAAACCAGUGUUCCAACUGAUUCAGAGAAGACAGAGUUUAAAAACAGCCACUCUGCAGCAGCUCUGCCUGUUUCUGUAGAAACAAUAGCAACUCAGAGCAAACCACCAGAAGAAUCAAAGCUGUCAGAUCCUUCUGUAAAAAAGAGUAGAUCCAGCCAUCCACCUACACCAACACAUGCUACUCCUGCUAAUGUUCCUUCUCUUGCACAAGGUACUGAUGAAAGUGAAAGCCCUUGUCUAGAUUCUACCUCAAAGCACUCUAGCUCACUCACUCCCAGUUCAGCGGAGGUAGCACCAACUUGUGCAUUUGCUGUAUUGGAUUCUAACACUCAAAGUCCUGAAUCAGUUCAGUUGGAAACCAGCAUCUCGUUUUCUCCACAUCUAUCUGAACAACAAACUGGAUCACAAUUAAGCUCUUCUAGCCCAUCAGUAAAAUGCAUUCUGCCAGAUUCUGGGUCACAGAUCAGUCCAAGUGUUUCACCCUCAAUCUUUGCUCCUCUUUCUACUCCAGCAGAGAUCAUAUCUUCUGUUGUUACUCCAGAAGACUCAAGCUCAACCCUAACUUCCAUCAUAUUGUCCCCAGAUGCACAGGAGUCUGUCAGCCCUCCACAAGCAGAACCUUCCCAGUCAGUUAAGGAAAUUUUACAAAAAUCGACAGCUUCUGCUAUCAGCCAAAGUGAAUCUACCCAAGCUCAUCUAUAUUCUGUUUCCCAACUGAUGUCACACGAGACCCGAGCAGUUGAGUCUGCACAUGUGGGAUCUGAUAUUUCUCCUGAUGGAUAUGCUGCUGGUUCAGAGCCGGACACAUCCUCAUUACAAUCCACUUCAAAGACAGAAGAAUCUUGUGCUCCUACAUCUUUAGAAAAAGAUGUUCCUGAAUCAGAAAACAACUCAAUAUCUAAGAGUGCGGGAGAAGGAUCUGAGGUUCAUGGAUCAUCAGUGGGUGUCAAAGCUGAUGGCACACCUCCUAGUCUUAGCCCUUCAUCACCUGAGUCAUGUUUACCUAAUGUAUCUGAUCUGGAAAAUAAAUCCAGAUCUGAUCAAAAGGAAACUAUGACUCCUACCCCCUCCCCAGCAGACCCUAUCUCAAAGAGUAUGGGAGAAGAAUCUGAGGUUCAUGGAUCAUCAGUGGGUGUCAAAGCUGAUGGCACACCUCCUAGUCUUAGCCCUCCAUCACCUGAGUUAUAUUUACUUAAUGUAUCUGAUCUGGAAAAUAAAUCCAGAUCUGAUCAAAAGGAAACUACCACUCCUACCCCCUCCCCAUCAGACCAUAUUUCAAAGGGUGUGGGAGAAGAAUCUGAGGUUCUUGGCUCACCAAAGGAUCUCAAAGCUGAUAGCACACCUCCCAGCCUUAGACCUCCAUCUCCUGAGUCAUAUUUACUUAAUGCAUCUGAUCUGGAAAAUAAAUCCAGAUCUGAUCAAAAGGAAACUAUGACUCCUACUCCCUCCCCAGCAGACCCUUCACCUGAGUGUUCUCCAGCGCAAACAAGUUCUCCUGUCCAUCCAGACUUUACUCGUAAUGCUUCCCAGUCAGAAACAUCUGCAUCUCCUCAAGAUGCACAAAUACAAUCGACCCCUCCCUCCGAACUUUAUCUGACAGGACCUGUCACUCCCACUUCUGUUGAAAUAGUGUCAUGUUCUUCUCCUCUAACCGAGUCAUUUGGUUCAGUUUUGUCCCCCGAGGCUGAGAAAACAUUGUCUGCACUGCACAAAACCUCAGAUGCUAACUCCCUUCCCAAGCAGGUUAGAACAGACUCAAACGAACAACCAAUGCUCCCAUCCACAGAAACUUCCAGUCCAACUGAGCCUACCCCAAAGGUCCCAACCGAGCAUGAACUGCCAUGCAGAACAACACCUUCAGAAUCAUCAUCCACAACUAAAGAAGAAAAGGCAGAGGAGCAAAAGGAACCAAAAACUACUGUUGUUCAAAGGGAGGAGUCGGUUCAUAGAAAAUUCAAUGCAGCAUUACAGAGAGGCUCUUCCUCUCUGAUAUUCAGCUCUCUGGAGCCACAGCAAACUUCUGAAGAUACCAAAACUGCUUCAGACCUGCAGGAUCAGGACAGUGACAAAAAUGAGGCAGCAGAAAAAGGUUCUCCUGUCCAUUCACACUUUACUCCUAAUGCUUCCCAGUCAGAAACAAUUGCAUCUCCUCAAGAUACACCAAUACAAGCAACCCCUCCCUCCGAACUUAAUCUGACAGGACCUUUCACUCCCACUCCUGCUGAAAUAAUGUCAUGUUCUUCUCCUCUAACUGAGUCAGGUGGGUUGGUUUUGACCCCUGUGGCUGAAAAAACAUUGUCUGCAUUGCAUAGCCCCUCAGACACGAACACUCUUCCCAAGCAGGUUACAACAGACUCAGAUGAAACACCAAUGUGGCCAUCAGCAGAAACUUCCAGCCCAACUGAGCUUAACUCAGAAGUCCCAACUCAGCCGGAUCUGCCAAGCAAACCUCCUAAAUCUGUGACUUUUGAAACCCACCCUUCAGAGCCACCUGUACCUGCUGAAAAUAGUAAGGUGGAUGGUCAGAAUGAAGUAAGCAAACAGUCUGAAAUGCCUGACUCUGGUGAGAAAAAAAGAGACAACAACGAGGCUACUAAUAAGGUUGAUGAAACGACUACACAGGAAUUGGUUUGCAGUGAGAAAACAAAUGACCAAGUAAGGCAAAAUAACUGCUCCAGACUGUCAGAUAUCACAUCAGAUGAAGUCAUUGUUCCGUCACCACAGUCCAAGCAGCCAAAAUCAAGCCAGUCUCGCUACCACACAUCAACUGCCAACGUGCUUUCAAGCAGCAACCUAAGAGACGAUACAAAGCUGCUUCUAGAGCAAAUUUCUGCUAAUAACCAAAGCAGGAACGAGGCUGCCAAAGAGGCUCCUGUCACUGAUGACGAGAAAGAAGACAAAGCUGACAAAAAUGCCAAAAGGGAGAAAGAAGGAGGGAUCAGGUCAUUCAGCAAAGAUCCGCCUAGGUCAAAUCAGGAGCGCGAGAAGGCGCUGGAGAGGAUUCAGAGCAUAAGGAACACAAGGAAAGUUUACAGUCGAUUUGAGCUAUAAAUAUAUUAAAGUUAGGGUAUAUGCAGUGUUGUUGAAACUAGAAAGAGACAGCAAGAUUUUGAAAGUAUCCAACUGAAAGAAAUCCCACCCCACAGAGAAUUUCAACAGAUACAACAAAAAAUGCUUCAAAAAUAACACUGAUCUUUAAAGCAUAACUAACUAUAUAUAACUACCAGUGAUAAAAAUUUAUACAAACCUCAUGUCCAAAUGUGUGCCACGACCAACAAAAGUCUUACUGGGUGAAUCGAGUGUGAAAAGUAUGCAGACUUAGACUACAUGUGUGUAAUCAGAUAUGUUUUUACUGACUGCAUGGGUUAAGUGCAAUGUUUGCAACAGAUUGUUUCUGUGAUGAGACCUGUCCUUGCCUUUUUUACAGCACUGACAGCCAUUACAUUAAUGUUAGUUAGUUUUAAGACAAAAUGUGAAUAGAUGAAAGUGUAAUAGAAAAGCUGUCUGAGUCUGUAAAAUUGUAAUAUAGUAUACAAUAUUUUGUAUUGUUUCACAAUCAUGUUAAAGAUGUUAUGAUAAUUACAUGUUUGUGAACCAUGUAAUUAUAUAGAACUUUGAAUCCAUGAUGAAUAACCCUGAGUUUGUAACAGAAUUGAAGCAUGAUGUAACAUGAUGUAUCUAUAGGCUAAUAUUAAUGUUUAAUUCAUUGCACACCACACAGUACACUGUUUUUUGUUUCUAUUCAGAGCCAUUGAGGUUAAAUGCCAAUUUUCCAAGCUUGUGACUGGUUGCUUUAAAGGGUCAGUUCACCCAAAUUACCCGAAUCACCUAAAUAAUUUUUUUAGAUGAUUUGUGAAACAAACAAAUGUAAGGAAAUAUAUGUAAAGUGUUAAAUGUAAUUUUGGGCCAUGAAAGCCAAAGCUAAAGUAUGGAUUCCACAAGUGAGAGUAAGUGACAAAAUAUGGGAUUUCUUUCCUGGAUUGUUCCUUAAAAAUGCCUUUUUUUAAUUAAAACUUGUCAUACCUGUACAUUGAAACAAAAUAUUUUUAAACUGCAAAGAAUUCACAUAACUAUGUAGAUUGUGCUCUGAACGUUAUACUUUUCAUAACAGAUGUGUGAUUCCUGUCUUCAGCAACACUUGUAAAUAAAAUUUCUCAAAUAUG
Molecule: messenger RNA, 7473 nt
Organism: Micropterus salmoides (largemouth bass)
Lineage: Eukaryota; Metazoa; Chordata; Actinopteri; Centrarchiformes; Centrarchidae
Gene: sack1ha
Product: family with sequence similarity 83 member Ha
Exons: 5
Coding region: 428-6361 (1977 amino acids)
Biological process (GO): protein localization to cytoskeleton; positive regulation of cell migration; intermediate filament cytoskeleton organization
Cellular component (GO): keratin filament
Molecular function (GO): keratin filament binding
Source: RefSeq, a predicted model, not a curated record